CGGCGGGGUGGGCGACUGUCAGAGGCGCGGGGUCGCGGUCAGCAGCAGGGACGGCGUGGGUGGCCAGCGGGCAGGGCGGGGGGCUGCUGUCACGGCCUGAGCCGGAGGUCGCUGACAGGUCCGCCGCGCUCCGUCACGACGGGCCGCAGUGAGCGGUGCGCUCCGGCUGCCGGCGCCGCGGCGACACCCUCCGAUGGCGCCCCUCCUGCCGCUCCUGGUGGUGCUCGUAGCAACCGGCCUGCCGGCCACACUCGGGCAGGGUGAGGUGGUGAGCAGAACCACCAGUCGGGACGUGACGCGCUCCCAGACCAGCACCUCGCAGAGCUCGGAGACCCGCCAGAUCACCUCGGGCGCGUUCCACAACACGACCAACACCAGCCGGUCGACGGCCUCGGUCAGCAAUGGCCAGGAGCAGCAGCGCGCCGCCUCGUCCACCACCGACGGCGGGUUCGCCUACCUCGGCCGCACCGACACCCAGCUCAAAGACGACAACCGCACCGGGCCCAGCGGCACGUCGCGGAUACAGUCGGCGCAGCGCACCCGCGAGAACCGCCUGAGCGUCAGCGAGCCGGACGGCGGCACCGCGCUCCAGGUCCGCCAGCUGCGCACGGACCGUGAUGAGAAUGUGACGCUCACGGGCACGGACGACCGGACCGGCACGGAGAGCACGCGCAGCUCGGUGAACUCGGCUACCGUGACGGCAGGGGAUGGCGGUACCGUCAGCAGGGAGAACAAGGCCGUGUCUCGCAGCGUCGACGGCUCCGAGCCGUGGUCCAACGGAACCACGACGGCGGUGCGGGGAACGGACACCAUCGGCUCUGCGCUGGACCAGGAGAUCCGCACGAAUAUAACGCCUUCUCCCUCUCCCUCGCCUUCGCCAUCACCUUCUCCCUCUCCCUCUCCCUCUCCCUCUCCCUCUCCCUCUCCCUCUCCCUCUCCCUCUCCCUCUCCCUCUCCCUCUCCCUCUCCCUCUCCCUCUCCCUCUCCCUCUCCCUCUCCCUCUCCCUCUCCCUCUCCCUCUCCACUGCCACCGUCGCCCACCCCUCCAACGGGAGCGACCUCCCAGGAGACGUCCCCCUCCCUGGGCUUCCAGGACAUAGAAGUGGUAACCACCCCACCGCCACCCAAAACCACACCACCUACCCGGAGACCCGAGCCUGUGGCCGUCACAACGACCAAACCAGCCUCGGACCAGUCUCUAGACAACACAUGGUUGAUUCCGCAGGCAUCUGUACCAAAGACCACGCCUCCCCCUACACCAAAACCCACUCAGCCCCCGACUCCUAAACCCUCCUCCCCAGCCCCAUAUCCGAGCGGGGGCGUUCAGUCAGUGAUCGCCUCCAACCAGUGCGAGCCGUGUAUGAUCCCCUGCGUGGGACCGCUAGCGACAGGCUGCUGCUGGAUGAGCCUGGACUACUGUUUUGAGAAGGGCUACACGCCGGACCGACUGCCCGACUGCGAGAGAUGCUGGCAAAACGAUCGCGCUAAUGAUAGGCGGUGGGCGUAUUUCUCGGGGUAGAAAUAAGAACAGAGACUGUCAGAUUAUACUAUCGAACAGUUAUGGUCAUCAGAUUUAUGCUGAAUAUUUGUUGUUUUUGAUUGAGCAAUAAACCGCACAACAUAUCGCU
This is a messenger RNA of Amphibalanus amphitrite, 1628 nucleotides long. Its product is annotated as cell surface glycoprotein 1-like. Bases 194 to 1519 code for a protein of 441 amino acids. The transcript is spliced from 3 exons. The record is from RefSeq and is a predicted model, not a curated record. Lineage: Eukaryota; Metazoa; Arthropoda; Thecostraca; Balanomorpha; Balanidae.